GCAAAGUCUCUCUUUGGAUCGCUGGUUUCAGAGGUUCAAGCGGAGACGCCAUUGCUGCUCAUCGAUCCCAAUCCUCUAUCGCUGUGAUUCUCUCCUUUGGUUUUGGAAUCCGAAUCCUCUGUUUGUUUGCCAAAGAUGGGUUUUUCUCUCAUGGAGGGGUUUACUAAGUCUUUGGCGAUGACCGUGCUGUCGGAGAUCGGAGAUAAGACUUUCUUUGCUGCUGCUAUCUUGGCAAUGCGCCAUCCAAGGAGGCUUGUCUUAGCUGGAUGUUUGGGAGCACUGAUUGUGAUGACUAUACUCUCUGCUCUUCUCGGCUGGGCUGCACCAAAUCUGCUAUCCCGCAAAUGGACGCACAAUAUAACAACCAUUUUGUUCUUUGCAUUUGGCCUCUGGUCAUUGUGGGAAGGAUUCACAGAAGAAGGGGAUGCGGAAGAGUUCGCUGAAGUAGAAGCAAAAUUGGAUGCUGAUUUGAAAGCUGAUAAAAAUGGUGCUAAAGGAGGUCCUAAGGCAGAUGACUUGAAGAAACAACAGAGACCAUUUUUGACGCAAUUCUUCUCACCAAUUCUUCUGAAGGCGUUUUCAAUCACUUUCUUCGGUGAAUGGGGUGACAAGAGUCAGAUUGCUACUAUUGGCUUAGCAUCUGAUGAGGACCCUUUUGGUGUCAUUCUUGGGGGCAUUCUAGGGCAAACCUUGUGUACGGUAGCAGCAAUUCUCGGUGGGAAGAGCUUGGCAUCCCAGAUAUCUGAGAAGAUGGUGGCAUUCUCCAGUGGAAUUCUGUUCCUUGUUUUUGGUGUUCAAUCCUUGCUUUCGGCGGUCGGGGAGUCCUAACUUACAACUCGUUUAACCCAAUUUAUUUUUCCAACUAUUUGAAUGAAGAAGUUAUUAUAUAGAUACGAUAAUAAUGGUAUCACAAUACAUUUAUGAUGAUUAAAGAUAGGUUGAUUGGUCCAUUGGAGGUUUUCCUUCAAUUAUUCUUGA
This is a messenger RNA of Dioscorea cayenensis subsp. rotundata (Guinea yam), 978 nucleotides long. RefSeq names its product GDT1-like protein 5. Gene Ontology annotation, biological process: Golgi calcium ion transport; Golgi calcium ion homeostasis; manganese ion transmembrane transport. Lineage: Eukaryota; Viridiplantae; Streptophyta; Magnoliopsida; Dioscoreales; Dioscoreaceae. The transcript has 12 exons. The record is from RefSeq and is a predicted model, not a curated record. Gene Ontology annotation, cellular component: Golgi apparatus. Gene Ontology annotation, molecular function: calcium ion transmembrane transporter activity; manganese ion transmembrane transporter activity. The coding region runs from base 136 to 828 and encodes 230 amino acids.